This is a messenger RNA of Myodes glareolus (Bank vole), 6013 nucleotides long. The record is from RefSeq and is a predicted model, not a curated record. Lineage: Eukaryota; Metazoa; Chordata; Mammalia; Rodentia; Cricetidae.
AUGGGCCGGCAUGUGAGCCCUGCCACCGUCACCUUGGUUACUUCCCUCACCAGCUCCCUCACGCUUGUAGCUGUCAUUGUCACCACCAGUCCUAUCACGUCCUCUCAUUCCUUACCAUCGUCACCGUUGUCGGUCCUCGCCACCGCCACCAGCCUCCACCGCACCACACACCCACGUCACCCUGCUCUAACUGAUAAUUCCAAGUCACGGGGUGAAGACAUCUUAAGCCAGAGGAAUGAUUCUCUAGUUCUGGAAUUUCAGUCAUCAGCCAGCAGAUGCAGGAGCGUCUAUGAACCAGAUAGGAGUGCAUUACGGAGGAAAGAACGAGAAAGAAGAAGCCAGGAAGCGCAGCAGGACAGUGGCGGCUUUAAUUCCAGUUACUCCCUCUUCAGUGAACCCUACAAGACUAACAAGGGGGAUGAACUCUCCAACCGGAUCCAGAAUACAUUAGGAAAUUAUGACGAAAUGAAAGACUUUUUAACUGACAGAUCCAACCAGAGCCAUCUCGUCGGCGUCCCCAAGCCGGGUGUUCCUCAGACUCCCGUGAACAAGGUAGAUGAACAUUUUGCAGCUGAGUCGAGAGCCCAGCCCCAACCCUCAUCUGUCUGUAGCACUGCGUCUUCCACACCUGCAGCUGUCUCUGUGCAGCAGAGUAAGAGGGGCACCAUGGGCUGGCAGAAGACUGGGCACUCAUCGUCUGACGGCCAACAGAGAGCAGCACAACAGGGCUCUCUCAGGACCUUGCUUGGAGAUGGUGUCAGCAGACAGCAGACAAGGGCCAAGCAAGUAUGCAAUGUGGAGGCGGGCCUUCAGACCCAGGAGAGGACCCCUGCCAUGGCGUCCAAGCACAGCAGCAGUGGACACUGUGUUCAGAACUUUCCUCCAUCCUUGGCUUCCAAACCCAGCCUGGUCCAGCAGAAACCAACAGCGUAUGUGCGGCCCAUGGACGGCCAAGACCAGGCUCCUGAUGAGUCUCCCAAGCUGAAGUCAUCCACAGAAACUGGUGUGCACUGCACAUCCUACAGAGGGGUCCCAGGCAACAAACCCGAGUCAGCCAGAGCCAAAGCCAAGCUUGCUAAGUUCAGCAUCCCCAAGCAAGGAGAGGAGAGUAGAUCUGGAGAAAGCAACAGCUGUGUAGAAGACAUAAUUCGGGAGAUGACCUGGCUUCCUCCACUCUCUGCUAUUCAAGCUCCGGGCAAGGUGGAACCUAGCAAGUUUCCGUUCCCAAAUAAGGACUCUCAACUUGUAUCCUCUGGACACAAUAAUCCAAAGAAAGCUGACGCGGAGCCGGAGAGUCCAGACAAUGGCACAUCGAAUACAUCAAUGCUAGAAGAUGACCUUAAGCUAAGUAGUGAUGACGAAGAGAGUGAACAGCAGGCAGCCCAGAGAACAGCUCUCCGCGCUCUAUCUGACAGCUCCCUGGUCCAGCAGACCAACUGCAGAGGUUCCGUGCCAUCCAGCAAGGGCAGCAGCAGCGGCAGUGGCAGCAGCAGCAGCAGCUCCUCCAGCGACUCAGAGAGCAGCUCCGGAUCCGACUCCGAGACCGAGAGCAGCUCCAGUGAGAGCGAGGGCAGCAAGCCUCCACACUGCUCCAGCCCCGAGGCCGAACCUGCGUCGUCUAACAAGUGGCAGCUGGAUAAAUGGCUAAACAAAGUUAAUCCUCACAAGCCGCCUAUUCUGAUCCAAAAUGAAAGUCACGGCCCUGAAAGGAAUCAAUACUACCCGCCCGUGAAAGAUGAAGGGCAGGACUGCGGGAAACUCCCUGAGAUUUGCCAAGCCAGCCUGAGAGACAAGGACCUCAAGACUGCCUGCAAGGAGGAGCAGCGACCUAGGACCGCAAACAAGGCCCCUGGCAGCAAAAGUGUAAAGCAAAAGUCUCCGCCUGCCGCUGCAGUGGCUGUGACCACAGCUGCCCCGCCACCUGCAGUGCCCAGCGCACCCACGGAGAGCGCACCAGCACCCACCAGGAGGUCAGCGGGCAAGAAGCCCACCCGGCGCACAGAGAGAACCUCAGCUGGGGACAGUGCCAACUGCCACCGGCCAGAGGAGCCCGUGGCCCCAGACACACUGGGGGCGAGCGUGGUGGGACCCCCAGAGCCUCCCAAAACCAGGCCCUGUGGUAACAGCAGGACCAGCCACCGCAAGGAGCUGCGCUCCUCCGUGACCUGUGAGAAAAGGCGCACGCGGGGGCUGAGCAGAAUUGUCCCUAAAUCCAAGGAGUUUAUUGAGACAGAGUCUUCCUCUUCCUCUUCCUCCUCGGACUCGGACCUGGAAUCGGAGCAAGAGGAGUACAUCCUGUCCAAGACUCAGAGCACCACUGGGAACGAGCCUCGGCUAAAGGAGGCCACCAGCAGCACCAGCAGCACCUCCCGGGCCCCUGUGGGCUCCAUCAACGCCAGGACCACCAGUGACAUUGCCAAGGAGCUAGAGGAACAGUUCUACACGCUGGUCCCCUUUGGCCGGAAUGAACUGCUUUCUCCCCUAAAGGACAGUGAUGAGGUCAGGUCUCUCUGGGUCAAAAUUGACCUGACCCUCCUGUCCCGGAUCCCAGAACACCUGUCCCAGGAGCCUGGGAUCUUGAGUGCUCCUGCAGCCAAGGACAGUGAUAGUGCCCCCGCCAGCCAUGCGUUAGACACGCCUGCCGAAAAGACUUUGCCAAAAUCCAAGAGGAAACGCAAGUGUGACAACGAAGAUGACUACAGGGAGAUAAAGAAGGCCCAAGGAGAGAAGGAGAGUGCUUCACGCCUGGCCGCCUCCGCUAAUAACACCUUGUCUGGGAGCCACUGCAACCUGAACAUCAACAGCUUGGCAAUACCAAUAAACAAAAAUGAAAAAAUGCUCCGGUCACCCACUUCGCCACUCUCUGACGCCUGUAAACACAAAUACUCCAGCGAGGACCUGACUUCUUCCAGCCGCCCUCACGGCAAUGGGGUGUUGACUUCUGCCUCUUCCAACAAAAAGCCUAAGGCUGACAGCCAGCUGCAGUCACAUGCCGGAGACCUCACGAAAGCAGCUCACAACAGUUCCGAAAAUGGCAUCCUCCAUACCAAGUCACGGCCACAGACUGAGCCAUGGUCUCCAGGUUCCAAUGGCCACAGGGACUGCAAGAGGCAGAAGCUGAUCUUCGAUGACAUGCCUCGUAGUGCAGAUUAUUUUAUGCAAGAAGCUAAACGGAUGAAGCAUAAAGCAGAUGCGAUGGUGGAGAAGUUUGGGAAGGCCUUGAACUAUGCUGAAGCAGCCUUGUCCUUCAUCGAGUGUGGAAAUGCAAUGGAACAAGGCCCAAUGGAAUCCAAGUCUCCGUACACCAUGUAUUCUGAGACGGUGGAGCUCAUCAGGUAUGCGAUGAGACUAAAAACCCACUCAGGCCCCAACGCUACGCCAGAGGACAAACAGCUAGCCGCGCUUUGCUACCGAUGCCUGGCUCUCCUAUACUGGCGGAUGUUUCGACUCAAAAGGGACCACGCUGUAAAGUAUUCGAAAGCACUGAUCGACUAUUUCAAGAAUUCAUCGAAAGCUGCCCAAGCCCCGUCUCCAUGGGGGUCCAGUGGCAAGAGCACUGGAAGCCCAUCCCCCAUGUCUCCCAACCCUUCUCCCACCAGCUCCGUGGGGUCUCAGGGCAGCCUCUCCAGCUCCAAUGCCCUGUCCCCAUCCACCAUCGUCAGCAUCCCCCAGCGCAUUCACCAGAUGGCAGCCAAUCACGUCAGCAUCACCAACAGCAUCCUUCACAGCUAUGACUACUGGGAGAUGGCUGACAACCUGGCCAAGGAGAACAGAGAGUUCUUCAAUGACCUGGACUUGCUCAUGGGACCUGUCACCUUGCACAGCAGCAUGGAACACCUGGUCCAGUACUCCCAGCAAGGCCUGCACUGGCUGCGGAGCAGCGCACACCUGUCCUAGGGACCACGCCCUUGAGCCAGACUGCAUUUUCCUCUCCUCGGUGGCUCAAUGUUUCUGGACACUGUGCUACUGACAUUCCCAGCCCACAGCAUUUCCCAAACCGCGGUGAACGUUUCCUCAGAGUCCAACAGUGAUCCUUUUCUGGGGCGUGUGUGUUUAGGUGUGGGUUUGUACGAAGCUUUCUGCGUGCGUGUGCGUGUGUGUGUGUGUGUGUAAAGAUCAACAGCUCUUCAAAACACAUUUUGUCUGGUUCCUAUAAUCCCAAGCUAGACAAGUGAUUAGAGGUUCCUCACUGGAGGAAAUCCGCGUAGCACGCGUGUACUCACACGCUCACAGACACCUCCCACCCCCAGUGCUAAGCCAUUGCCUUCUUAGACAGUUCCACCAAAAUCUCAUGUGUUGCUGAACCUGGUGCGAUCCAGCACACCAAAUCAUAAUUGCUGGAUGAGUUGAACCUAGCUUUUCUAUUAUUACUUUCAGUAUUAUAUACAAUUCCCCAAUUACUUUUGGUUGUUGUAUAUUAAUGAGUAAUUGAAUAAUGGAAACAAGUCAGUUAUUUUUGUGCCAGAAGUUCACUAGUUUGCAUGUUACCAAAUGCCUUGCCCCUCUUCCCAUAUCCUGCCCCGGCCCUCAUUAGCUACUGAACUGAACACAUUAUAAGCCAGCGGAGUCCCACAAACUUCCCUUGCCUUGUCCCCACGUCAUAUGAAAAUGGCACCAGGAUUCAGGGAUAGCUCAACAACCACAAAAGCAACAGUGACCAUUUUGGUUCUUAAUGAAGUCCGCCCCUGUGGCAAGAAGCCCUCCAGGCACAGGCGCCUCCUCUUGCUGCCACUGUGACUCUGAGGCUGCUGUCAUCAGCCAGCCCAUCUCAAGUCUUUCCUCUCUACAGUAGCUUUCUCACAGCCGUCUCGGCCAAACGAAGAUGCUGUCUGGAAGGUGCCAGCCCUAGAUCUGACCGCUGCCUACAGGACUGGGAGCGGUUUGCCGCGGUGACUCCGUCCGCACACAGUGGGUGGCUCCAGGCCUUAGUGCAUUUCAGUUUGGAGAAUACUUUCAGGCUUUCGUUACCAAGCUGCUUACGGCGCAGGGAAAGUUAUCCCUUUGAUGAUCCCAACUCUGGAGCAGCAAUGACCAGAGUGUCUUGCAUAUAUCUUGAGCAUCUGGUCUAUGUGUGUCUUGACCAUGGUUCUUUUCUGGGUUGAUUUUUUUUUUUGUCGGAUUUUUUUUGAGUUUAUGUAUUUAGUUUUUCAGCAUCUUGUUUACAGUUUCUGUCUGAAGUUUGUUUUCCCAUGUUUUGUCAUACCUUAGACUUAGUCUUGUUAAAUAUACGUGGACCUGAAAUAUUAGUAUAAAGAAACAAGUCCUGCCAACAAGGUGUAUCUUGCCACACUAUAAAGACAAACUAAUGUCCUUGGGUUUACUGGGCCCCACUCUACCACAUCAACCAGAGGAAGAUAGGUAAGGCCACCUCUGCAGUCCACUGUUGAAGGUGGCAGGGUCCCACAAUGUGUGUCCUGUGUUUCCACUGUCUCCCUGUGAGUUUAGUUAUGUUCACAUUACCAUUCUGUCAGCCUUCUCAGUAGGUGGUUGAUAAGACUGCCCUCAUUCCCCAGCUCCCAAGGCAGAGUCGACAUUGUACAAACAGCUGACCAUGGUUUGGAUUCCCACCAAACUGAAUUAUGGGAUUUGCAUUUGACUUUGGCCCUCAAACACGUGAAAUUUUUAGCUGUACAUGGACUUUGGAUGUUUUGGGCCAGAAUUUUUUUUUAAGAUGGACUAUUUGUGAAUACAUAAUUAGGUAUCUUGGGGGAGAGGACUCAAGUCUAAACAUGAAAUUCAUUUACCUUGUAUCCUUGAAGGCAGCGUCUGCGGCAUCGGUUGUAAGCUAUGCCCACGAGGCAGGUAUGGGAUUCACCACUAACGUCAUAACUGCUCAAGGAGUUAUCGAUUUCCGAGCAGUUUGGGUUUCAGAUUCUUGAAAUGGGAACGCCCCACCUCCAUUCCUACGUUUAUAUUUAUCUCUGCAGCGCGAUCCAUGUACCCCUUUCACUCAGUGUUGGCAGGUUUGUGAUCUAUCCUAUGUGUAAAUCCGAAUAUAAGAACUUUGAAUCAC